Messenger RNA from Lepus europaeus (European hare), 5185 nucleotides. RefSeq names its product G protein-coupled receptor 63 (gene GPR63). Lineage: Eukaryota; Metazoa; Chordata; Mammalia; Lagomorpha; Leporidae. Bases 365 to 1624 code for a protein of 419 amino acids. The transcript is spliced from 2 exons. Gene Ontology annotation, cellular component: membrane. Gene Ontology annotation, biological process: G protein-coupled receptor signaling pathway. The record is from RefSeq and is a predicted model, not a curated record. Gene Ontology annotation, molecular function: G protein-coupled receptor activity.
UCCUCACUCUCUGCUCCGGCUCCUGCCCUCGCCGCUGCCACCCGGAUCGGUGCCGCCGCCGCCGCCGCCUCCUCCAGCUUCUCCUCCGCCGCCUGGAAGCCUCCUUCUGGGCCGUGGAGGAGAGAAGUGCGAUGUCAGGAAAGUUCCGGGAGGCACUGCACGGGGCCAUGCUCCCCGCUCUCUUCCGUCGGCGCCCGCGCGCUGCCCUUUGUAUGAGGCAAAAGGACUCCUGUGGAAGAUGGAACUCCUUAUCCAUUUUCCAGAAUGUGUUUCCAAGCCUGUCAGUGGAACCUGAAACUGCCAUUCUGUUUUGAAAUGCUUGAAGAACCCCCACAUCUCUGCGUGUACCUUCCAUCCUGAAGCCAUGGUCUUCUCGGCAGUGUUGACCGCAUCCCACACUGGGACAUCGAACACGACGUUUGUGGUCUAUGAAAACACCUACAUGAAUAUCACAAUCCCUCCGCCAUUCCAGCACCCCAGCAUCAGUCCACUGUUUAGAUACAGUUUUGAAACCGUGGCUCCCACUGGUUUGAGCUCCUUGACAGUGAAUAGCACGGCUGUGCCCCCAACACCAGCAGUUUUUAAGAGCCUCAGCUUGCCUCUCCAGAUCAUCCUUUCUGCUAUAAUGAUAUUUAUUCUCUUUGUGUCUUUUCUUGGGAACUUGGUUGUUUGCCUUAUGGUUUACCAAAAAUCUGCUAUGCGAUCUGCAAUUAAUAUCCUCCUUGCCAGCCUGGCUUUUGCAGACAUGUUGCUUGCAGUGCUAAACAUGCCCUUUGCCCUGAUAACUAUUCUUACUACCAGAUGGAUUUUUGGGAAGUUCUUCUGUAGGGUGUCUGCUAUGUUUUUCUGGUUGUUUGUGAUAGAGGGAGUAGCCAUCCUGCUCAUCAUUAGCAUCGACAGAUUUCUUAUUAUAGUCCAGAGGCAGGAUAAGCUAAAUCCAUAUAGGGCUAAGGUUCUGAUUGCAGUUUCUUGGGCAACUUCCUUUUGUGUAGCUUUUCCUUUGGCUGUAGGAAAUCCUGAUCUGCAGAUACCUUCCCGAGCCCCCCAGUGUGUGUUUGGGUACACAACUGAUGCAGGUUACCAGGCUUAUGUGGUUUUGAUUUCUCUCAUUUCUUUCUUUAUACCUUUCUUGGUUAUACUGUAUUCGUUUAUGGGCAUACUCAACACCCUUCGGCACAAUGCCUUGAGGAUCCACAGCUACCCUGAAGGGAUAUGCCUCAGCCAAGCCAGCAAACUGGGUCUCAUGAGUCUACAGAGACCCUUCCAGAUGAGCAUUGACAUGGGCUUUAAGACACGUGCCUUCACCACCAUUUUGAUUCUCUUUGCUGUCUUCAUUGUCUGCUGGGCCCCGUUCACCACUUACAGCCUUGUGGCAACGUUCAGUGAGCACUUUUACCAUAAACACAACUUUUUUGAGAUUAGCACUUGGCUGCUCUGGCUCUGCUACCUCAAGUCGGCAUUGAACCCACUGAUCUACUACUGGAGGAUAAAGAAAUUCCAUGACGCCUGCCUGGAUAUGAUGCCCAAGUCCUUCAAAUUUUUGCCGCGACUCCCUGGUCACACAAAGAGAAGAAUACGCCCUAGUGCUGUCUACGUGUGUGGGGAACAUCGGACGGUGGUGUGAAUAUUGGAACUAAUUGACAUUUGGGGUGAUGGUUGUUCUUAAUUGACUUUUAGUUUUCUUCCACAUGGCUCUCCACUUAUAUUGUUUCUAAUAGAGUGUGUAUGUGUGUGUGUGCAUGGGCAAUGUAAAAAAUGGUGAUUAGUUACAAUUCUGUUAACAAUACACAAUAAGAAAGUGAUCACAAAUGUUACCUCCAAGAUUCAAGAGAAAUCCUUGCUUUAGAUUGGCGAGAUGGGUUUUUGUUAUUUGAUUGAUUUUGGUUUUGUAGUAAGAAUCAGGAUUGUGCUUUAUUGAGCCUGCAGUUACAUUGACUUGUAGGUGUUUUGUAUGCUGCUAAAAUUAUGCUUAGUUGAAUUAUCAAUUCUUUUCUGGAAGACAUUGCUGCUUUUGCCAUCACAUUGGAGCCAAACCCCUCAUCUGUCUCAGUUGAUAAAUAGUUUCAUUUUACAAAAUAACCCAAGGAGGUUUGUGACAUUUUAAAGGACAUUAUUAUUUACUUUGGUGCACUUUAAGAAAUGAUGUAUAAAUUCAGUCAUUUUUCAGAAUUGUUUUUAUACAUGACAUACUGUGCUUCAGGAAACAUGUGAAUUAGCAUUUCUAGGAAGAUAGUUUUUAAAAACAUUUCAUUUAUGUGUAUAGUUUUAAAGGAGAGAACAUAGAAAUAUAGAAAAUUUUCUGAGCACAAUAGUGACUUUUCAGAGCAACAGGUCAAAAUUGAGGAGACAGGGAAGCCUUGAAAAUUUAAAAGGCAAACGCAGCCAAGGGGUGAUCAGGCCAGGGUGAUUCCUCUUUCUUCAGGAUUUUUUUGCCAAGAGUAGUAGAGAGAAGGAGACACUGCUACCACUGAUGGACACCUACCAUGUGCCAGGCACUGUAUGUUAUAUUGUCCUCAUGGCAUCCUGUGAGGUAGGAAUUAUUUUUUCUAUUUAAAGAUGAAGAAAGUAAAUCUCAGAGGGACUAAAAUCUUGCUCAAGAUUAACAGUGGAGCUGAAACUCUCUUGGAAUUCUGAGACUGUACUGUUGCACUGUGUCACAAAGACACUCAUUCAGUUUAGCUGUGUAUCCUUUAAUUUCUUUAGACUAAAAUCAUAUUUUUACCAUCUCUUAAAGUCUGGAAAAUAGAAAAGAAAAAUCACUAAUAUCAUGUAAAGUAGAACUUUAAAAUCUUAGAUAAAUAAGACUAUAAAGGUAAUCAGGUUUAUUUAUUUUUUUUAAUUUGCAAAACACGUGUCUGACAAUUACCGAGAACUUAACCAUAACUGUAUGCAGAUCUUGCCCUCAUGGAUUUGGAGGUCUCCAGCUGUCCAGCUGUGUAGGUUCUAAAUGUUCUGGGCAGAACAACAUUGCUGCCCUCAGUGCCUGCUCUAACAGAGCUGGAGUCUGUGAAUGUGCUCAAGAGGUGUGUCUCUUACAGGAAGGGAAGAUAAAGCCUGGUUUGAGCCCACAGCAGGUUUUAAUAGGGCAGGUCUAGGACUUCAAACUACUUUUCUCUUGCUGACUAUCUGCACCUCAGGUAUAUCCAGGGUGUUUAGUCAGCUUUUCUCUGUCACCACUGGUACAGGGAUGGGGCUGCAGAUGUAGGCCAGAUGGCCAGAGAGUAUUGUCUUGGCUACAGCAUGGGCCAAAUAGGCAAGCAAAAUCAUGGAUUAAUAACAUCUAUUGAAGAUUUUAAUGCUGUGAGCCAAUGGAAAUAACAAGCCUUUGCUUCUCCUAUUGUAAAACCAGAAAGUUGGAUUAGAUGGAUCUCCAAGGUCCUGAACAACUCUAAUGUGCUUUCCUCCAUUUGAGAGUUCAGAUUUUUGAAGCACUCAGCUGUCAUCAUCAAUCUUUGGUCUCCAGUAUUACUACUUUACAUUUUAGUUCAUUAGGUUUUUUUUUUUUUUUUUUUUUUUUUUUUUUUUUUUUUUUUUAAUGAAUAUCUGAAGAGUGGAAAGUUCAUGGCAAGUAUCAAGAAAGUUUGGUGAUACAUGAAAGGCCUAGGAAACUGCUCUUAAGGCAAUUGCAAGUAUAUUGGAACUCAAGCAUACUGCUCAACUUGCUGUUGAUGAUCGUCACCUACCUCUUUAAUUUCCAAUUUAUAUUAUUCACAGGUAAAAUUGCUUUUGUACAUAGGGAUCUUAUAGGAAUAAACACUAUUGUAGGUACUAGUGGCAUGUUAAGGUGUGUUUUGCUUUCCAUUGUCAAUAUAAACUGGAUUUCAAGCAGAUAGUAAUAAGGAUAUUUGAGAUUAGACUUUCUCUGAAGAGAGUCAGCAUGAUCUGUAAUUCAUCUUACUUUUUGGUAGGUCUUGACUUCUUUUGUGCUUGGAUUUGAAACUGAGUUUUGUUUCUUCUUCUCUUGUUUGCUGGAUGCUACUACUUUGCUGCUGCUGAUAGGCAGUGCCUCACUUGGUGAGCACUCCCAAGUGCUUGCUGAAUUCUCAGUGCUUGUGAAAGAAGACUAGCAAGGGCUUUUGUGAGAAUUCAGCAACAACACUAUACACUGGAUGAUCUUGGUGACAGUUUACAAAUCAUUUUGGACGUUUUUAUUAUAUAUACACUUUGAAAACUUUUAAAACAAAGCACUACAGUGCACCUUCAAGAAAUUUAGGUGCAAAAUUGCUUGUUGCCUAUUUCUCCAUAUUUUCUUGAUGGAAAAUAAAUACCACUACUAAUUAUCACUGCUGAGUGAUAAUCAGAAAUUUGCUGUUGUUUUUUGCUUUUCCUUCUGGAUAAUAAGUAAGAAGCAUGAUAGAGACAUAUAUUUGUGGUUUAAAAAAAAGAAGGCUAGAGAAGUUCCAAACAGUCUGGAAUAGAGGUACUUAAACUUUAAUGUGUUUAAGUGUCUCCAGGAGAGUUUGUUAACAGUACACAUCCCUGGUCCCUCAGAUGGUCUGCAUUUGGGGUGCUCCACCUGAUUCUGAUUCAGGUAUUCCCUUGAGCACACUUCAAGAAACAUGCUUGUAGAAAAUGUAUUCGUUUAAAUAUUGUCUGUUUUAUCCCACAACAUGUGUUUUGUGUCAGAAAGCCAUUAUCUCGUAGUGCAUGAGUAAUCCAUGUUGAAAGGAACAUCCACAUAUCUUUGUGCCUUUUGGCUGCCACAUAUGAGUGCUGGGUCUUGCCAGUGUUAGCUUUACUUUCUUUCAGCUGGCAAAAUUCUGAUGAACUAUACAGUUUCACAGUGGAGCAAAAAAGGCGUCUUCAUAAUUGAAAGUCAUGACUUCUGAGAGUCUAAUCACUCUAGUAUUUUUUUUUUUCUCUUAGAGAUCUCUUUCUAGGACCCUUCUUUAUUGUUUGUAAUUUUUCUGAAGAGUCUGAGGGAAAUGUAAAGAUGCAUCUAACUCCUAUUGCUCUGUUUAUGCCAGUUGUGUUCAAUGGAAGCAUGAAGUAAAAUAAAAUAACCUUUUUGCUCUAUGUAUUUCUGUUGCUGAUAAAUGUAUUUAAUUUUUUCUUUUUUACAUGAAAUUAUUUAUGUCUGGAUCACAGAAAAAUUUUCACUUGCUUGAUAUUUGAUUCUUCCAUGAUUUGCUAAGUUCAAAUUCAUUUUCACAACCAUAGUCCUGCUAAACUGCCUUCAUUGGAA